Messenger RNA from Eupeodes corollae, 7340 nucleotides. RefSeq lists its product as uncharacterized. Lineage: Eukaryota; Metazoa; Arthropoda; Insecta; Diptera; Syrphidae. The record is from RefSeq and is a predicted model, not a curated record. The transcript is spliced from 13 exons. The coding region runs from base 1277 to 5371 and encodes 1364 amino acids.
GUAGAAGCAAGAAAACAAUAGCCACAGGUUUUGUUAAGGCUCUACUCCAGUCACCAUCACCAGUUACAAGUCGUGUUUACGACUUUCAUCAGUCGUUUGCUAGACACACGAGUUGAAGGUUCGCUUAACGGUUAAACUUCAGUGUUCCUUUUGCUGAAUUAACGGUCGAUUAUUAUCGCUCGAAUUUACACAGGGUAUAUCUUCAUCAGUUUGGAGUUUUGAAAUCAAUCCAAGGAUUAAGUGCGAUUCGUUGAAUAAAAUUCAAAAAAGUGACAAAAGUCACUUCAAAUUGACAAGUGAAAAAAUAAAUAUCUAAAUACUUGUGUGUUGUUCGAAAAAAAGAAGAUAUUGUGUAAAAAACAGAGCGUGCGAAUUGAGCGCAGUGCAAUAUCGUAUUACGCGAUCGCCUACGCCCGGCUUUGGAUUUGUAUUUGUAAAUAUUUUGUUGCAGUAACAACAACACCUAACAUCAACACCCCACUGUGUGCGGUGGUAUCUAAUUCAAUUCACCUGGGGCACCAGGCACCACAGAGGUACCUAGUGUAGUUGUUCCAGCACCUCGCACCUCUGCGUCUUCCCAACCGUUCGAUCGGAACGACAACGAACAUACCGCAAAUAUUUUUGGUUUUCUCCAUCCCGCAUUCGUGUGAUUAUUUACGAUCAUUUAUUUUGUAUUCAUUUUAUUUGUUUUUAUUUCAUUCGUUCAAUCUCGGGAUUGGAUUUCAAAUCCAUGUGAUUAAAUAUUCAAAAAAAUAGACAAAGGCGGGAGAGAGAGCUACGAGCGACGAGCAACGAUCAACGCAACGAACGAGGAAGUUCGAAGGAGUACCUGUUUUUCUAUUUGCUAGCUGUCAGGCACAAAUUGUCAUAAUUAUUUUUGACCUUAAGCUCUAUCUAAAUAUACCUUUAUACAUCAACAGAAUUACGUGCCAAAUCAAUUCCAUCCAAUUUUGGACUUAAAAUGCUGUGUCCGGUUGCUAAUCGUUGUGCUUUUCCAAAAUGCUUACUUCAUUCGUUUCUAAGUGCAAUGCUAUUUAUUUGAAGUGAAUCAACAACAACAACAACACAAAAAUAUAAAUCUUAUUUAUAUCUUUUUCGAUUCUUCACUGUCGUAAACGUCAAAGUGGUGGCUUUAAGUUGUGUCGAUUGAAUGCGAAGUGUUUAAGUGCGUGUUUAGAUUUUUCAAUUUGCCUCAAUCCUUUUAAGUAUAAAUAUAUUAUUAUAAUAUAUCUACCUAAUUCAAAAUAAAAUAAAUAAAUUUCCAAUAAUAGCAAUCAUGAAUAGGCAAGUAGUUAAAUUCUUAGCGAUACUCGUGGUUGUCUUUUUGUGUGCAUUCAACUUUGUUUAUGCACACGUCGCGUUAACCUAUCCACCUGCGCGAAAAUACGAUUUGGAUUUUUUAGAUAAUUCUCGAACCAAAGGACCAUGUGGAAUGCCAAAGGGAUCAAUAAGGACUUCAAUUCUUUCAGGAUCGAAAUUUAAUGUAACAUGGCAUUUAGCGUACCCACACAGAGGUGGCUUUCGGUUACAACUUCUAGACGAAUUGGACCGUCCGGUACUUGAUUUGACACCACACGUCAAUGGAUCUGAGUUCGUGAGAACAGAUGCCACAUUUUGGCGUGUUUCUAGAGCUCAAUCAUCAGAAGUUCAACUGCCAACAAAUUUCACCUGUCAUAAUUGUACCAUUCGAUUGUUGCGACAAGCUGAUGAAUGGUCAAAUGGUUAUCGCUUUUGGUCAUGUGCUGAUGUAGAUAUCAAAGAUCGCAAGACAUUCCGUCAGCUAUGCUCGGGCAAUGGAAAGUAUUUUGGAACUCGUUGCAAAUGCAAGGACACUUACUACGGAACUUAUUGUCAAUAUAAGGAUGAAUGCGUCACUAAUUCAGAUUGUGGGGCCCAGGGCAAGUGUGUUGAUCUGAAGAGUAAAUCAUUGCCCCGCAAACAGUGCUAUUGUAAUUUUGGAUGGUGGGGUAAUGGCUGUAACAAGCGAUCACCCUACAAAACUACUGACUUGGACCUCUCUAUGCAUACACGCAAAGAGCUAUCACCUGACUUCAAUAUGUACUGGAAGCUUCUCGAAGAACAAAAAGAAAUCGAAAUAGUUUUGCAAGUGAAAGGGUCAUCUUGGGUUGGUGUGGGAUGGAGACCAAGGAAUUUAACACCUGAAUGCAAGAAUUUCCCUCUCAUCAGAGAUAUUGGGGAUCUGACGACGAGUUUGGAUGGUUCAGCGUCGGCUGAACCUGAACCAUCAUCAGAACCUGAGCCCAAGUCCGAACCGGAACCAACAUCUGAACCAGAGCCAAAAUCUGAACCUGAGUCAAAGUCAGAACCAGAACCAAAAUCCGAGCCGGAACCAACGUCUGAGCCAGAACCAAAGUCCGAGCCAGAGCCUAAUUCAGAACCAGAACCAAAAUCAGAACCUGAACCGAAAUCCGAGCCUGAGCCAUCAUCCGAACCCGAACCCGUAUCAACAAGUAAGACAAAGCGUGUUGCUGGAAAUAGGGACAGUCCAAUAAUGGAUGGAGUUACCUCCGUUGCAACAAGUGUUUCAUAUCGUGUCAGUGCUCAAUCUGGACGUAGGAGAAGAGAUUUAUCAGAUGUAGACAUGGAUAACGAAUCUGAGUCGGAGCCGAUUACUGAACCAGAACCAGAACCAAAAUCUGAGCCUGAACCAAAGUCUGAACCAGAACCAAAAUCAGAGCCUGAACCAAAGUCUGAACCGGAACCGAAGUCAGAGCCUGAACCAAAGUCAGAACCGGAACCGAAGUCGGAGCCUGAACCAAAGUCUGAACCGGAACCAAAAUCUGAGCCUGAGCCAAAGUCUGAACCAGAACCAAAAUCUGAACCGGAACCAAAGUCCGAACCAGAACCAAAAUCUGAACCUCAGCCUGAACCUGAGCCUCAAUCAGAACCCGAACCAAAAUCUGAGCCAGAGCCUAAAUCAGAACCAGAACCGAAAUCCGAACCAGAACCAAAAUCAGAGCCAGAGCCGAAAUCUGAACCUGAACCAAAAUCUGAGCCCGAGCCUAAAUCUGAACCUGAACCAAAAUCAGAACCGGAACCGAAAUCCGAGCCCGAACCAAAAUCUGGAAAAAUUAUAGCCAAAACUAAUUCUGCAACUCAGUCUGAAGCUCCAUCAAAAUACAAACUUAACCCAUAUACUCCACGUCAUGACUUCAAUCCCAUGGACUGUACAGACAUUGUAAUUGGAACAGCUCGAGAAAUGACAAGUCGUGUUGGUGAUUAUUAUACAAGAGAUCGAUCCACACCAAGACUUGAUGAAUUUUGGGGUGGCGUAUCGGAUUUAACUUUAGGAACUGGCUUUGAGCUAAAUAACAUGACAACCAUAAUUUUCCGAAAGAAAUUAGAAGCAAAAGAACCAACUGAUCACACAUUAGAUGAUGAUUUAACGCAUGUUAUUUGGGCCAAGGGACAAGAGCCUGGUAGUUAUGUACAUGUGCCACCAUCUGGUCUUGAAAAAGAAGCUUCCUCUGUGAAGGAAUUUUAUCAAGCCGAUGAGUUAAAGUAUCAUGGACAUCAAAUGCAACGUGGCGUCACGCAAAUUAACUUCUUUGAAAAAGAAAAACAGCCCGUAGCUACUGGUAAUAACAUCAACAAUGAUUGUUUUGGCCACUGGAAGCAUCCACCAACUUGUUCGCCUGAGGAACACAAUUGUGAAUAUUAUGCAUCUUGGGAAUCAUUAGGAGAACAGAUGCGCUGGCACAUCGAAACAACAAAUACCCAGACAUGGACCGGAAUUGGAUUUAGUAAUGAUGAGAGUAUGUCUCAAACUGAUGCAGUUAUUGGUUGGGUCGAUAAACAGGGCAGACCGUUCUUAAUGGACACCUGGAUAAAUGGAUAUUCUUCACCGAAAUUGGAUGAUCAACAGGACAUAACUAAUACGUCGGGACGUAUUGAAAAAGGUGUAACCAUAUUGGAAUUUACAAGGAAACGUAUAACCAAGGAUGUGCAAGAUUAUUCAUUUACCGACGAAAACUGCUAUUAUCUCUUCUUCCCCGUUAUGGGAGGAGCUUUUAAUUCCGUCAACAAGAAGAUCCGAAAACACGAACAAAGACUACCAGUAUCCUCGAGUAGGAUAUGUAUUAAAUCAUGUGGAAUUGAACUUGAAAUGGCUGCAGCUGUCUCAACAACUCCAGCUCCAAAUCGCUUAAUUUAUGCUGUCGGGGUUAAACUUAUGAAUUUAGCCGAAUCCUUUGAAGCUCCACAACGUGGAACUACUGAAUUUAAUAAUUUAGCUUCGACAAUUUCUGAUUCUUUCAAAGGAAUUCUAAAUGAAAUUCCAGGCUACCAUAAGACCGAUGUUGUAAGCUUUGAAAAAGAUGGUACAACAAUGGUAGCUAAACUUCAAGCAAUUUUCGACAAAGACACUUUAGAGAAAACUGCACAAGCAGCAAACUCAAAAGACUCGGAAAAUGAUAUUGCCGAAGGACGAUCUAUUCGGGCAGCUAUAUUGGAAGGAGUUGCAUCAGGAAAAGUUGGUUCACUGACAGUUGAUCCACAGUUUUUGGACUUCGAACCAUUAGAAUACAAAAGCAAUGCACCUUCUGAAGGAGAAACAAAACUAUCUUUCUUCGAUUUAUCAGAGACACGUCUCUACAUUGUUCUAGGAUGUAUUGCUGCUCUAGUUAUAAUUGCUUUAAUACAAGCCUUCUGUACAAUAUAUAAGACCUCCAAAAAGAGCAACUCUCAAAAGAACAAUUUAAUACAAAACUCUCCUUGGAAGGACUACAGCUCCAACACAAAUUAUGCCUUCGACCCCUAUGGUGAAACAGAAGAGAAACAUCUUGGAGCAGGAAAUAAUACCACCGGAAAGGAUAAAUCCCGCCACAGGUCAUCAUCUAACAGUCAACAGACAACUCUGCAAAUGUCCCAUUCACCCACCAGUAAAUCAUCUCAAUACUACGAUGUCAACAAUGGACGUUCAUCGUCCUCACGAUAUGACACAAACGGAAAUGGUACCCACGACUAUCGCAGUAACGGGCAUCAAAGUCGUGGCCAACGAAGCAGCCAUAACCCAGCGCCAAAUGGUGAAAACUACUCCAGGUCAUCAUACGCCGAUAGAGCCUACUCGCUGCCACGUCAAGUGAUACAGCAGCAACAACAACAACAACAGCAACAGUCACAGAAUACAAUGCCAUCUGCUGGAUACUACACGCAGGAUCGUCGAAGUAGGAAUCAAUCGGAAGAUCGGCACAGAAGUCGAGACAGGGAUAGUAGUGAAGCGACUCAUGCCCGCAGUGGAUCUUCCACGGGCACUGACACUCCAGAUUUCUACUUUAUGCCAUCGCAACGGAAAUAUUCGGGUGAAGUUGUACGGGUUUAUGUAGACUAUAAUAAGAAUCCGCAAAAUUAAGAGCCAACAAAAAUUAAAUCAAGGGGGAGGUGAGUUUAAAACGAGUAUAUUCAAUUGAAACGAACGAAAAAUUCGAGCGUAAAAUGUAUUAAUUAUAUAAAUAAAUGUUUUAUGUUUUAUUCUUUUUUUUCUAAUUAUGUGCUUAGUUUUAUUUUACAAACAAAUUUAGUCAUUGUUUUAUCAAUAUGUACUCAUUUUAUGUUUUUUUUUUUAUUUUAGUUAUAUAUUAUAUCGAUGAUGAUGUUUUAAGUGUAAACAAAAUAUGUACAUUUUUUUAUAAUGUCAGUUUUUUGAAUAUUUCUGUAAAAAAGGAGCACACAAAAACAUGUAAUACAGCUUUUUCGAUUUUCAAGGUUUUUGAUCGGGAUUUACACAAAUGCUCUUUAAUACUGUUUACAUGCAACAGCAUCUUAUACCGCCUUAGAAUCGAAUCAUAAAAAUUCUAUUCUCAGAUUUCUCACAUUAAAACUGAGAAAUUUAGUUUGAAAUAUUUAUUAACUGGUCAAUUAAAACAAAAACAUGGAACAGAAUAUUACAUUUCUUUUGACACUGCUUGACAGUCCUUCACGCUAACACACGAACUGACAAUUUAUUGGUACUUGACAGUUUUAAGGAUUUGUUGUGGGAAAUUCUUCAUCAUCACCAGAACACAUUUUGCAAAACUUGAAUGUUUGACCAUAUGGUAAAUUCGUUCGUCGUAUGUGUCUGUGUGUCAGCCCUUCCCAAGUCUGACAUUUCAAAAUAAAAAAUUACUUUGUUGAGAUUGAUAGAUUACAAAAAGGUUAUCGUGAUUAGUGAUCAAUGAACUUUUCCAUUGGAAAAAAUAAAACAAUUUAUUUUCAAAUUUCAAUCUAUAGAAAUACCUUCUCAUUUUCUAUUUUGUGUUCCAUCAUGCAAAAUUAAUUAAUUUAUUUUCGAUUUCAAAUCGCAGUUUGACAGCAUUUUAAUAUGAUUUGUGGUUUGCUUCGAAUUUGGGAUAACAUUUUGUAAUUAAUUUUUACUGUUGAUAAAUUAAGUUCAUGUCAAACUAUUAAAGAACAUCAUGUGAAGUUUGAUAACAAAUUUGACAAAUACAACGACACUAGUUCAACUGACAAUAAAGAUCAAUUGUAACAAAAAAAUCAAUUUUUAAUCGUGUUCCAUACGUCACAGAAACAAAUCAAGUUGUUGUUUAUUAAAAUCCAUAGUAACCUAAACUGUAAUAUAAACUGUAAUUAAUUGCUUUUAGAAAAAUAUUUAAAUAAAAUUAAAAAAAAAAAAAAAACAAUCAUUUUGAUAUACGAAGUGUCAAACAUUCUCUCUUUUUUAAUAUUUCGCAUUAAAAUAAAUGUCAUGAAAUGAAAAUCUAUACUUACAAAAAAUAUUCUGUUUACUGAAACAAACUUUUUUGUUAAUAAUUAAAAGUUCAAGCGGACAAAAUUAAAUUUCUUAUAAUUUUAAAUCAUUAAGUAUAUAAUAUAAAUGCAGAUAUAUUUGUAAGUUAUAUGUACAUGUUUUUUUUUCACAGCAAACAACCAAUCCAAUAGAUAUUUUUCAUUACUAUAGACAUAAAACAGAAACAUAAAAAAAAUAAACAAUAAAUAGUUUUAAAAUAUUUACAACCAUCCAUGUACCAAUAGAGAGAAACAAAAGAAAAAAAAACAUAGAAUUAAGUUAAGCUUAUAAUUAUUAUUAUUAUGAUAAUUGUUUUCUAUUCAUUUUAUAAUAUAUACACAAAAAAAUGUAAAACCAACAUAUAUACAUAAAUAUAAAGUGUCCUUUAACGGUGGCAUAAAAUAAAGUUUUUUUUUACAUAAUUAGUUUUUGUUUACAACAAUUUCUUAGCUAUAAUUAUUAACUAUAAGACGAAUGGCUUUAUCUACAAAACAAAAUAAAUACAAAAAAAAAACAUACAGUACCUCCCUUAGUUACAAUAAUAAUAAUAAUAAUUGUGUAAAUACAAUUUGUUUUUUUAAUAAAAUAAAAUAAA